Molecule: messenger RNA, 1403 nt
Organism: Nicotiana attenuata
Lineage: Eukaryota; Viridiplantae; Streptophyta; Magnoliopsida; Solanales; Solanaceae
Product: protein-tyrosine-phosphatase IBR5-like
Exons: 5
Coding region: 333-1154 (273 amino acids)
Biological process (GO): auxin-activated signaling pathway; negative regulation of MAP kinase activity; protein dephosphorylation
Cellular component (GO): nucleus
Molecular function (GO): protein tyrosine/serine/threonine phosphatase activity; MAP kinase phosphatase activity
Source: RefSeq, a predicted model, not a curated record
AACUCUAAUUUGACUAAAUUAUCAAAAAUAAUGUGUAUUACUGACUUUAUCCCCAUUGCCCUAGGCUAACUGUUAUACAACCUUGUACUCCAUCAAAAAUCUCAAGAAUCCGACCAAAAUUAUUAGCACAGGUAAAUUUAGCCUAAAUUCCUUUGAUAAACUUUCCGUAUACCACCUGGAUUUGGAGAUCUUCUUUCUAUAAUUUCCCUUUAUUUAUAGUAACAACAAAUCGGAAUCAAAUCUAGGCAAAGUUUCUCGGUUUUUUCCUCUUCUGGUUUCGUUCUCGUUUUCUUAAUAGUUCUAACAGUUAGUAAUUUACGAAAAGCAAUUUUAUGAUGAGGAAAAGAGAGAGGGAAAACCCAUGUGGUGUUUGUGGGCAUUAUCACAAAUACGAGGAAGGCGAGCCUUGCGGGAUUUGUGGUCAUAGAAUGGCAGUUGUAACUGAUAAGGGUUCUUCAAUUCAAGUGAGUGCUUUCCCUUCAGAGAUCUUGCCGGAGUUUCUUUACUUGGGCAGCUAUGACAAUGCUUCUAGAGCCGAGCUUCUUAAGACUCAAGGGAUUUCUCGUAUUCUCAAUACUGUACCUGCUUGUCAAAAUCUAUAUAAAAAUUCCUUUACUUAUCACUGCCUUCAAGAUGACGAACGUUUGCAGUUUGACAAUGCCAUCCAAUUCUUAGAACAAUGUGAAAAGGAUAGGGCUCGUGUUCUUGUACAUUGUAUGUCAGGGAAAAGCAAGUCACCUGCCAUUGUAAUUGCUUACCUGAUGAAAAGUCGAGGAUGGAAACUUGCGCAGAGCUAUCAGUGGGUGAAAGAGCGGAGACCUUCUGUCGAACUUAAUCAAGGGGUUCACCAACAACUACAGGAGUAUGAGCAGAAGAUCUUCGGUUCGCUGGAGAACCCGCUUGCCUCUGCCGUGCCAGUCUUCUCUUCUCCUGUGCCAACCUUCAGCUUUAACUACCCAAAGCCGAGUGAUUCAGUUCAAGUUCCAGCCUUCAACAAUUCUGGCGCUACAUCAAUUUUUGCUCGUCCUGUCUUUAACAUUCCUCCACAGGAAUUCACCUUUGGAGCUGCUCAUAAUCAGCGGAAUGCCUCAGGGAGCCAUUUGAAUUCAAACCAAAAUCCAAAUAGUGGCGACAUUGCUAUGGAUGGUUCGUAAUACUAUCUGCCCUUUUGCCUUUGUGGAAUCCUCGACUUGACCGAGUUCUUCAGAAGUUUGGAUGUAAAGUGGGAGGAAAUGCUUUAUACUAUACUCACUAGUUUAAAGUAUGACAUGUCAGUACAGUAUGGUGCCUUCAAUGGACUAGUUAUUCUGGAAAUCCAAGUGACUCUUGCUCUAAUUCAAUACAAGCUUCUAAAGAUUAUGUUUGGUUAAUUUUACAAACAAUGGAAUUUUCUGUUUACAGAA